AGGAUUACAAUGGUGUCCGUCAUUUAUGGAACGUCUGCCAAUUAGCGCAACAAAUCGAUCGGUAGCCUACCUUUUAAUCGUCUGUUGGACAUCAAUAAACCAGCGGUAAUGUAAAGAUGGCGAGACUACUCCACAACUUACUGUUGUUGACAGUUCGGCUCACGAUAAAGGUGAGAGUUUUAGGCUAUUGGUCUUUGAUUUACGGAUAUUGUGCCCUCUGCACAGCCGUAGCGCUUCUGAAACUUUGGUGGAGCCUCCUCCUCAGGCCAACGACCACCUUCCAGUGGGCAGUAAGAGAGAGCCCCCCUGCCUGCCUGAAUGACACGUCCUUGGGAACACAUUGCUACGUGAGAAUAAAGGAGUCUGGUCUGAGGUUCCACUAUGUGGCUGCAGGAGAGCGAGGUCGGCCCCUCAUGCUGCUGCUUCACGGGUUCCCAGAGUUCUGGUUUUCCUGGCGGUACCAGCUGCGUGAGUUUAAGAGUGAGUUUCGCGUGGUGGCGGUGGACAUGCGCGGCUAUGGCGACUCUGACCAGCCCCUGUCCCCUGAGAGCUACCGGCUGGACUACCUCGUCACGGAUGUCAAGGACAUUGUGGAGUACCUGGGUUACAGUAGGUGUCUGUUGGUGGGUCAUGAUUGGGGUGGCAUCGUGGCCUGGCUCUUUGCUAUCCACUAUCCGGAGAUGGUGGUCAAGCUCAUCGUGCUCAACAGCCCACACCCCUCCGUACUCGCAGACUAUGCUCUGCGCCACCCCAGUCAGCUCCUCAAGUCCAGCCACUUCUUCUUCUUCCAACUGCCUCGCUUCCCCGAGAUCAUGCUCUCCAUCAACGACUUCAAGGCUUUAAAGAACCUCUUCACCAGCCGCAAUACGGGGAUCGGCCGCAAGGGGCGCUGGCUGACCACGGAGGACCUGGAGACCUACCUGUACGCCUUCUCCCAGCCCGGGGCCCUCACCAGCGCCCUCAACUACUUCAGGAGCCUCUUCAGUGUUCUCCCGCUGAGCCAGACGUGCGUGCGGUCCCCGGUGCUCCUGCUGUGGGGCGAGCGGGACGCGUUCCUGGAGCAGGAGAUGGCGGAGGCCUGCCGCCUGCACAUCCGCAACCACUUCCGCCUCAACAUCAUCUCCGGCGCCAGCCACUGGCUGCAGCAGGACCAGCCGGACAUCGUCAACACGCUCAUAUGGACCUUCCUCAAGGAGGGAGAGGGACGCAAGAGCUACAGGAACUGA
This is a messenger RNA of Engraulis encrasicolus (European anchovy), 1226 nucleotides long. RefSeq names its product epoxide hydrolase 4 (gene ephx4). Bases 117 to 1226 code for a protein of 369 amino acids. The transcript has 7 exons. Gene Ontology annotation, molecular function: hydrolase activity. The record is from RefSeq and is a predicted model, not a curated record. Lineage: Eukaryota; Metazoa; Chordata; Actinopteri; Clupeiformes; Engraulidae.